Molecule: messenger RNA, 1815 nt
Organism: Hemicordylus capensis (graceful crag lizard)
Lineage: Eukaryota; Metazoa; Chordata; Lepidosauria; Squamata; Cordylidae
Gene: CRELD2
Product: cysteine rich with EGF like domains 2
Exons: 10
Coding region: 170-1291 (373 amino acids)
Molecular function (GO): calcium ion binding
Source: RefSeq, a predicted model, not a curated record
GCUGAAGCGUACAUGUGGGCGGGUCUAAGGUAGAAUUCUGAAUGGCCCCGGCGUGGAGCCGGUUGCCUGUGUGUGUGGCUCCCCUAUAGAGUCAUGCCGAGGCUCGUCUUGGUAGGUGCGAUCGCCAAGUGAGGGAGUGAGCUAGCCAGCUGGUCCAGAACGGGGCGCAAUGCGAUCUUCGCCGUGGUUGAACGCCGACCUGGCGGCGUGCAAGGCUCGGUGGCGGUGUCUGAGCGCUGCCUUCUUUCCGCUGGUUCUCCUGUCCCUUUUACUGCUGCCGCCGCCGCGUCUGGCUUCUGCCUCGGACCGUCUCCGGCAGGCCUGCAGUACAUGCCGCGGCAUCUCUGAGCGAUUCACGAAGGGUCUAACAGAUACUGCAAAAAAGAAUUUUGGAGGUGGCAAUACAGCUUGGGAAGAAAAAACACUAUCUAAGUAUGAGACCAGUGAAAUUCGUCUUGUAGAGAUAAUAGAGAACCUGUGUGACAGUAGUAACUUUGAAUGCAACAACAUGGUAGAAGAGCAUGAAGAACAUAUAGAAACUUGGUGGUUCAAAUGGAAGAAGAAAUAUCCUGAUUUGUUUAAGUGGCUCUGCAUAGAAACAAUUGAAGUUUGCUGCCCUAGUGGAAUGUACGGACCAGACUGCCUUGCUUGUCGUGGUGGUUCAGAAAGACCUUGCCAUGGAAAUGGCCGUUGUGACGGAGAUGGCACCCGAGGUGGCGAUGGAUCAUGCAACUGUAACAAAGAAUACAAAGGCGAAUUUUGUUUAGACUGCUCUGAUGGCUACUACAACUCUCACAAAAAUGAUACACAUUCUGUUUGUACAGCUUGUCAUAAUUCAUGUAAAACAUGCACUGGUGCAACUAAUGCAGACUGCACAGAUUGUAAAGAAGGUUGGAUCAGAAAUGAAGAAGCCUGUGUGGAUGUGAAUGAAUGUGUUGCAGAAAACUCGCCUUGCAAGACUGACCAAUAUUGCUUAAACACAGAUGGAUCUUUCUCAUGCAAAGUAUGUGAUCUUAGCUGUUUAGAGUGCACUGGAGAAGGACCUACCAAAUGUAAAAGCUGCAUAACUGGGUAUACAAUGGAAGAUGAAAAAUGCACAGAUGUAGACGAGUGUACUUUGCCUGACAAAGUCUGUGUAAGGGAAAAUGAAGACUGCAUCAAUACCCCCGGUGGUUAUAAAUGUGUCUGUUCAGAUGGUUUUCAAGACAUGGAGGGGGUCUGUGUUCUAGCAGUGAAAACAGAGACGACACUAGCAGAUGUAUCUUCACCUGAUGCCCAUGAGGAUUUAUGAUCUACAUUCCAAAACAAGAGACCCUGAUAUCUGCCCCUUAAAUUAUUGGACUGAACAGUAACUACUGGAAAAGAUGUGUAAAUGGUAUUAAAUAAGUGCAGACUGCCAGUAUGAUUCUUCUUGGAAAUGGAAUGAACUGCCCUUACAACUGCAUUUCUUUUUAAAAUAUAAGCAAUUGCUACUUUUUGUACUGUCACUUUACUAUCUGGUAGAGGUGGUUGGAGGUAAAUAAACUACAAUACUCAUUUUAGUGUAUUUAGCUAAACUGAAGUAUAUAUUGCCCAGUCUAGCACAAAUUACUAUGUGGAACAAGAAAGAUACAGAAAGGAAUUGACAAACUAAAUACUUCUGGACCUGUGGACCUCUUUCUUUGAUAAGAACUUGUCUUUUCAGUACUGGUAAAGGGAAGAGGGUUGAUGGUGGGGUUUUUUUGUUUUUGUUUUUUGUUUUUUUAAAUAACCUUGUAAAUGAAAAUUGAAUGUCAAAUAUGACAUUCAAUAAAGAUUUAUUUUGACUGCUUUGUA